UGGUUAAGUGACCUCAUUGUCAUUUUGAGUGAAGUGUUGGUAAAGUGUUGAACAACUCGAUAAUAUUGACAAAAACGUUUCAAAUCUGUUUUCACACAAAUACCUACAACAAAAUACGAAUAAAAAUUUAUUCUACACGCUGAAUUUUUUCAAAUGUAAUACUUAAAAAAAAUUAGCUAGUUUUUAUGACGUCAAAAUUUAUGACUUGUGGUGAUAAAAUGGAAUUACACAAAUUGUAUUAACACAAAAAUUCUACUUCAAACUACGAAAAGUGUUCCAUUUUGUUGAUUUUUCUCUAAUUUCAAUUGCAAUACUGGCUAUGUUUAAACAUGAAAAUCCACACAAUUUGAAUUACUUAUUUCUGUCACAAAUUCCAAAAUUAAAAUAGAAUUGAAAGAACCAUGUGCAAUUUACAUUUACGCGAGUAUAUAGAAAGUGAAAAAAACAACAACAAAUAAUAAUAUGUCGGAUAAAAAGAAAAAUCAGAUUUGGGAUGACAAAUUAAACCAUUAAAUACAAUUUUUUGAACUACAUAUUAGAGAUUUUUGAAGUAACGCUUUUACAUUUUUUAAUAAUAAAAGGAGUGAAUAAAUAGAUUAUUAAUAAAUUACACUCCUGAUUUUUGUAAGCUUUUUUUGGUUUUGUAGGAGUAUGAUUCGAUGAGUACAAUAACUAAUGAUUCUUAUGACUGAAACAUAUUUUUCAUUGUAGGACUAAACGAGAUCUGGCGAUUCUGUGGCAUUUGUUAUUAAUUUGAUACGUAUACGUAUAGACACGCAAGCAUUGAAUCUGAACAAAACAUUCAUUCAUUGACGAAUUCUCUAAAGAAAUAUUUUUGUUGUGAAAUAAUUGCGCAAGUUUUGUGUACAACUGAUCAAUUACCUUGUACCAAAACUGAUUACCUCUUACCUAUCCGUUAUCUUAUCAGAGUGGUUCGCGAAUUUGAGCUAUUUCGAGAUACACAUACGAAAUGAAUGAGCGGUACCAAGCAAGGUACCCGCACAAGUCCUCUUCGUGCAUUCCUAGAGGAACAGGUUAACGAAACGUCGACAUCAAGCGUUUCGCUUUCUCGUUCGGAGUCGUUGUGCGCGGCGCUCGCUCCGUGGAAUAGUUCACGUGGAUGCGGUUGACAUUCGAUUUAGUGGAGCCCACGGUGAGGACGUUAUGUUGGUGAAUUAGCGUAAGUGAUUGUGUUUUAUUAUAUGAGUGCCUGUACGGAUUAUGCCCGUGCGAACUGACAGUCCGGUCGUCAACAGCAGCACGAUUUGUAACGGAGCGCAAAGCUUGGUGGGAGCCCCGGGCUCCCACCACCCUCGCAUGGGGCCUCUCCCCAUAUGUCCCAUGGUACCGCAUUUGCACAACGAUCCGUUCUACUGUUCACCGUUCGGAAAUCCCUAUUUCAGAUCUCUGCCCGUACCAAGGCGACAUACACCAUAUUUCGGCCAACCCGACUACCGAAUAUACGAACUCAACAAGAGGCUACAGCAAAGGACGGAGGUUAGUUUAAAUGAAAGUGAUAAUCUUUGGUGGGACGCGUUUGCGACGGAGUUUUUUGAAGACGACGCCUCAUUAACGCUAGCUUUUUGUCUGGAAGACGGACCUAAACGAUACACAAUCGGAAGGACGUUAAUUCCGAGGUACUUUAGGAGUAUAUUUGAAGGUGGAGUGACGGAAUUGUACUAUAAUAUGAAGCAUCCGAAAGAGUCCUUCCACAACACUAGUAUUACGCUAGACUGUGAUCAAUGCACUAUGAUUACGCAUCAUGGUAAACCCUUAUUUACAAAGUUUCCAUUGCAGGUAUGUACAGAAGGUCGUUUAAUCCUAGAAUUUACCUUUGAUGACCUGAUGAGGAUAAAGUCGUGGCAUUUUGCGGUGCGAACGCAUCGCGAAUUAAUUCCUCGAUCCGUGGUAGGAAUGCAUUCACAACAAGAUCCCAGCAUGUUAGAUCAACUAUCAAAAAACAUCACGAGGCAAGGAAUCACGAAUUCCACCCUUAAUUACCUUAGGCUAUGUGUAAUACUAGAACCCAUGCAGGAAUUAAUGUCUAGGCAUAAAGCUUACGCAUUGAGUCCAAGGGAUUGUUUAAAAACGACACUAUUCCAAAAGUGGCAAAGGAUGGUUGCCCCGCCGGGUAAGAGAGAAUCACAACGGCCCGCUAAUAAACGAAGAAAACGGAAAGGAUCGAACUCAGGAGGGGCACCCAACAAUGCAACCCCAACACCUAACAAGAAGAGGUCACCAGGACCAAAUUUUUCUUUAGCAUCACAGGAUGUGAUGGUGGUGGGCGAGCCAUCGCUGAUGGGUGGCGAAUUCGGGGAUGAGGACGAGAGAUUGAUAACGCGUCUGGAAAACACCCAGUAUGACGCGGCCAACUCCUUAGACCAUGACAACCACGGUUUUCACGCGGACUCGCCGAUGCCGGGCUCGAACUCAUGGGGCGGGGGCGUGGGCGAUCGGGGGCCUGGUGUGGGUCCGUCGCAGGGCAACACCCCGUCGAAUCAGGACUCUGAUAAAAAAUCGCCCGCUGUGAGCCAGUGAUGAUAGUUCAAUCGUAACGAACAUGUAGAAUCUCUCCGAGUCAGUAUUUCCUGUUGAAAAGUGCGAUCACACGAUACUAGCCAGUGACAAGUUGUUUUUCAUUUUUUAUUUAAUUUUAUAUGCAAGUUUUACAAAGUAAAAAGAAUUACUUAAGUGCAAGAUUUUAUUGGGAGUGAGAUGAAAACUGCGUUUUAAUAAUAAAGAGUGGAUCGAGUAGCGCGAGGAGACUUGUAUAAUGCGUUGUCGGGGUUGUGGUGGCAGCACUGAAGGUGGUGAGGUGUGCUACGUGCUGACAACACAAGCUGGAUAAGGUUAUUGCACCCGAAAUUGUGCAAUCUUAAAAUGGUUCCUUUUGGAACCACUCACCAUAGGUACCUCUACAGAGUGAAUGUGGUUCUCGAAUGAUGCAGCUCAUUUGUACAGUAGAUAUAAAACAUCACACUGUCUUGUUUGUCUUCUGAGUAACACAGAUAUUUAAAUAUGGACGCCUCAAGUCAAAUUCCGACAGUUGAGACCACUGUAAGAUCAGGUGAUGGAGUUUUUAUUUAUUGGUUGAAUCACAUUUCCUAUAUUUAGCUGUAGGGUUAAGUUCCUAGCGAUUUUUUUAUUCAAUCACCGAAUCUUACAGUCUGUCGAACUGUCCGAAUUUCAUUUAGAAGCGUACUUUUACGAGUGGCACUCUUGAUCGGAGGCGAUCUCGUUUAUUAGGAUCAAUUUUGUAUAGUGAAGAUAAAUUUAAAUUGUAUAACAUACUUAUAAAUAUUAUGUCCAUUGAGAAUAUGUAAUUUACAUCCAAAUGUGAUGUAUUUUAUAGGAGCGUCUGAGUGAGUGAAGAUUUUAAGAAAACAAUUCUUUUAAACGAAUGCCUGCAUUUCUGUAUCGGUGUCAGAAUGAGAGUUUUAAUUGUAACAAGUAAUUAAAAAAUUAAAAUUUGGGACUGUAGUAUUUUUUACUAAGUCUCAUUUCCAGCUGUGUAAGUGUAUUUUUACAACUCUUUUGUCAGUAGUUGUGUGUGUCUUUCCUUGUUCCGGUUGUUUGGUUUAUUUCCAUUUUUUCAAUUUGUAAUCUCAUGUGUAAAGAGACUGUACCCAGUACAGCUCCUACUGCAACCUCACAAUACAACACUUACAAAUAU
This is a messenger RNA of Tribolium madens (black flour beetle), 3673 nucleotides long. It is a transcript of the gene Chi, whose product is annotated as LIM domain-binding protein 2. The record is from RefSeq and is a predicted model, not a curated record. Gene Ontology annotation, biological process: negative regulation of transcription by RNA polymerase II; nervous system development; positive regulation of transcription by RNA polymerase II. Gene Ontology annotation, cellular component: nucleus; transcription regulator complex. The transcript has 8 exons. The coding region runs from base 1222 to 2538 and encodes 438 amino acids. Lineage: Eukaryota; Metazoa; Arthropoda; Insecta; Coleoptera; Tenebrionidae. Gene Ontology annotation, molecular function: LIM domain binding.